Chelmon rostratus (copperband butterflyfish) is the source of this 9981-nucleotide messenger RNA. RefSeq names its product NHS-like 2 (gene nhsl2). The record is from RefSeq and is a predicted model, not a curated record. The coding region runs from base 46 to 4218 and encodes 1390 amino acids. Gene Ontology annotation, biological process: cell differentiation. NCBI's taxonomy places the organism in Eukaryota, Metazoa, Chordata, Actinopteri, Chaetodontiformes, Chaetodontidae. The transcript is spliced from 10 exons.
CAGGGAUAUAACUUGACAACCUGCGGAGUUUGUUAUUUCUGAAUCAUGCCUUUUUGCAAGCGGACGAUACUUCCGAAAGAUGUGUGCAAGCCAGACGGCGGGAGGCUGCGGGAGGCGCGUCCGCGGCAGCAGGCGGAGGUUUUCGGGGACUUGGUGGACGUGUGCGGCUUCACCCUGUGCUCGGUGCUCCGGCAGCUCUCGGAUCUGUCCCGACACUCGGUGAGCAUCCUGGAGGAGCUGGAGGGCGAGCUGGUGUCUGUGUGCCACCGGUCCGGCGCGCUGGAGGGCAGAGUGGUCCGGCUGCAGAGGCACGUCGCGGAUCUGGCCAGCAAGCCUCCGCCGAGAACCACCAGCGGUCUAGAGGCGGAGGGCGGCAGGCGCGGCGGUAGCAGCAGCAGCAGCCACGGCGACGGCAACCACAGCAGCAUCAGCGGCGGAGGAGGCAGCAGCAGCAGCGGCGGCGCGGCCCACUUCAGGUCUCCAUGGCAACAGAGCGUGAACGUGUUCGGCUCGUGGAGCAGGCCGGAGUGUGUCGAGGAGCUGCACCAGCAGGCGCAGCUCAACCUCCAGAGCCUGCUGCAAGACUUUGAGGAGCAGUUGUACGACACAAAGCUGACCGGUCAGACAUUCCGGCAUCCGUCCUCGCAGAGCUCUGACGACACGUCCACCUCGCUCAGCCGAUCGCCCAUCUCCCUCGGCAACAAGAGACCUGACUUCAUCUUCCUGCCGGCGUCCAAACAGCUCUACGAAGAUGAAACCACCUCCUCAGUGUUCGGACUGAGGUCCGUGACCGACCCGUCUCCCUCCCCGACCCCGUCGCCCUGCGGCUCGGAUCGCCCCCCGCUGGGCUGGAGUAGCAACAACAGCAGCAGCAGCACCACCACCUCUGCUACCAUCGGACCACCUGUCGCAGAAAAACCGCGCUGGCACCUCGGGAGACGCACGCCGGGUCACUUUAUACCGCUCGACGUCACAGGUGAAGGGGGAGGAGGGAAAUUCCACGGCGUCGACCUCCUCCAGCACUCCCCGUCCCCAUCCCCCUCUCCGGGGGACCCCUUCCCCCACCAGCCCCGCUCCCUGGAACCUGUCACGGACACCUUCCACCAGAACCUCCCCCUGAGGAAGACACACUCUGACCUCGACGCAACCUUACCUGCAGAUAACACUUUGGAGCAGCGUGACCGGGACCGACUCCAUCCAGAAGCUAUGGACCACUCUGGGCUGCUGUGCUCAAACACGCCCUCCGCUUCCUGGAACGGACCUAAGGGCUCCACCUUUUCUCCCGCAGCGUGGAACGAGCCUUACAAUUACAGCAUGAACAAAGGCCCAGCGGUUCCACCCAAACAGCACAGCAUCAUCGGCAACGCGGGGGGUUCGCAGGACGGGGUGAUGUUGGUCAGCUCCGGACAGUCGGGGAGCUCACAUUCCAGUUCAUUCGCAUCAUCGACAAACCUCCCCGGGAGAGGAGGGAGUAACAUGCCGGGGAUUUCACUGGCAGUGGCGAUGGGGGAGAAGCGGAGUGAGACCGAAGGAGCUGCAGCAGAUGGAGGGAGAGGAGGAGGAGGGGGAGUUGGGGAGGCAACGAGAGGGCGGGAGAGGUCGGCACGUUCCAUAGCAGCGGCGAACGCCUUCAAGUUCCGGGAGCGCUCCCUUUCCACACCCACAGAUUCUGGUUCCUUCUGCUUUACAGAAAGUGGUUUAGGCCAGCCAGAUGGGAAUGUCUUGUCUACAGGGAACGGGAACGCCAUGGCAAUAACAGACCACCAACAGCAACAUCAUAACUUCCUGGGUUUGGGUGAGAACUACGCCCUUCUCUACCCAAGAGGGAGCUCCGAAGACAGUGCCAGUACCACAGACACAAUCUCCGUCACAGCUUCAGACUACAGCGGUGAUGGUCGCUUGCGCCUACGCUCCCGUUCCAUCUCGCUUAAGAAAUCCAAACGGAAGCCGCCACCUCCUGUGAGGAGCGUCUCUCUCAUGAAGAACCUUGGAGAAGCCGAGGGGAGAAUCCACCAUGAAGGUGGUCUUUACCGGGAUGGCCGGCCAAAGAGUCUGCACAUCCCCCGGGACCAUUUCCCAGACUUCCAGCCUGAUUUCCUCCUGCCCAGCUCGUCCUACUCCUCUAAACCCAGUGUUGGUGAGCGGGAGGUGGGUCAUGGAGGCCCUGAUGGUCCUCCAAGCCUGGAGGUCCAGGCACCAGACAGGGAAGGAGAGACAGAGCUGACCUUCCCCACUCACUGGCAGCUGGGGGAGUGGAAGAAUGACCCUUACAGGUCUCUAUCAGGCUCCAGCACAGCAACAGGUACCACAGUGAUUGAAUGUAUGAAAGUCAGAGGCAGCUCGGAGUCCCUCCUUGAUUCUCCCUCCACCUCCAGAGCCACCUCACCCUCACAGCUCUCCAUGGAAACAGACAUCAAAGCAUCCUCGCCCUUCAAACCCCCAGGACUUAUGUCUCCAUCAAGUGGCUAUUCCAGUCAGUCAGAGACUCCCACCCCAACUGUUCCACUCAGUCAUAUGGCAGGUCAGGGGACAGCAGGGACAACAGGGACACUAGGAACAUCAGGGUGUAAGUUGCGCCCAAAGAUCCCAGAAAGGAAAUCGUCGCUACCAUCACCCAAGGACCCGGCUGCGAGGUCUAGAUUGUCCUUUGAGAUGCCUGGGAAUGCACAUCUGGAGCUGUCAUCAAUCAAGCCAAAGCAAAAGGCCAGCCGACGGCAUUCUGACACCUCGACAGCGGCAAAACCGGGAAAAAUCAGCCCCAAUUCGUCACAGGCAUUGCCCGUGGUUACCCAGAAUGAGCUGAAGACGAUUCGGCUUCGCUCUGUCUCACGUGGUGACUUUGAAGACUGCCCUGAUGGGGCCUCUGACACCAUCGAAGAAGAACAGCAUGGCCGGGACCUAGGCGAGGAUCCCAGCCCGCCUCCCACCCUACCAAAACCAAAACCACCUGUCGCUGUCAAGCCCCCGUUGCCCAAGCGGCCCCUAAACCUGCUCCUCAAGUCUCCUUCCCCAUCCUCCACCUCCCCCCUAGCCCUCGACUCACCUCCUGCCUCACCUGUGGACCGACCCGUGCCUCUAGGCAACAUCUACAAAGUCAUGAAGAAACCCAAACCCAAGAAACCUCCACCACAAACUCCAACAAGUCCCUCUGUUCUCCCAGAUGCUACCAUGGCUCCACAGACUGCCUAUGAUCAUCCAUUCCUCCCCCACUCCCAGUCCCUCUUUGAUCUCCCUCCUCUUCCAGAUCCCCAACCUCUCCUAGAAGACCCAGUGAUGGAGCCUGAAUUUGGCGCAGACACAGAGAUCCGUCUUGGUCCUGAGGACGGAGGCUCGCUCCCUUCUCCCUGCAGUAACCAGGAGGCUCCAGAGCUCCAGGACAAGAGCAAAACCCUCCCCUCAAGGAUGACAAUCUCCUGUCUGGCAGAGCUGUCGGACAAAAAGAAACCCAAGGUUCCACCUCCAGUCCCCAAGAAGCCGAAUGUCCUGCUUCUUCCCACAUCAGUCCACUCCUCCACCAAUGGCAGCGCAGAACGGCAGACACCACAGGCCGACAGCCCCGUGGGCCUUCGGUCUCCUGUGAGCACAUUCUCACCAGAGGAGUUUCCCAGUGCUCCCAGUGUUCCUGAUAUGCCAGAGCACGACGAGAACCACUUGGGAACAGACGAGGAGAGUUCAAAAGAGUCGUCACUUCAGUCAUCUCUGCAGGAUUCCUCCCUCACAGAACUGGGAGAGAAAAUGGCCAGCGCAGGGAUUGGAGAAGAUGACUCGGCAGCCAAUGAGAAGACGGUACUCCACAUUGCUGAGGAAACAGAUGACGACUUACUGGCCAGCACGCCUGCGACACACACCACCGAAGACCUGUUCACUAUUAUUCACAGGUCCAAGCGAAAGGUUCUAGGCCGUAAGGAGCCGUCAGACUCCUUCGGCAGCCGCCAGAGCCUGGUGUCCCCGGUGAAGCACAGCACCAGUGGCAGCGACCUCCGAAAUCUGACCUUAGGCAGCAGUCAGAGGUCGAGCUCCCGCAAUGAGAACUUCAUGGCCCUGCUUCAGAAGAAAGGCAGCAAGUCUUCCAGCGGAGGAGCCAGAGUCUCUGCCAUGGAGCUUCUCAAAAGCACAAACCCUCUGGCGCGACGGGUCACAGAGUUUUCAACCACCUCGUCGACGACCGGCGAGGGAGGGGACGCAGCGUCCGGGAAUGGCAAACCCAACGAUCAAUGAACGGAAGUACUGUAAACAGAUGUUAGCCAGAUCCGUUUGCUGUUGACAAAGCUACCAACCAAUUCUACAAUGUGCCACCCACUGCAGAUGGGGCCCUCUGACUAACAUGUCCAGCUGGAUCGCUCCAACUACUGAUUGACCAUUUGCACCGUCCAAUCGAAUUGGAGAAUAUUUUUGGACAAAAUGGUCCCUCCCAUGGUUGAAGCGCUAUUGUUCCCAGUCAAACCGCUCCCUCUAGGAAAGUGAGAAAUCUGUGGAGAGCAAAGUUUGUACAAUUAUCAAUGAAAGGUGGAGGUUUCAAGGCUACGCUUCAACACUGCACCGUGUUUUCCCUCGUUGGGGAUAUGCUCAGUGUGGAGGCUGGACGGAUAGAUGGAUGGGUGGAGCAGAUACCAGGAAUAUAAGGAUAUACAGUGGAUAUCUUUGCUCCUGUCUCCUUCUGGAUGAACACAUCAAGAGUCCCUGAUGACGACAGUGGUCAAUGUAUAUGAAUCUGUAACCAGAGUACUGAUCCACUGGGACACCACAGAGGACCACUAAUCAAACGAAUCCAUGAAAUAAAUGGAGUAACAUACAGAAGAUGCAAAACUUCAAAAUGAUUCAACCAAAAUCCUCCAACCAGUGGCACUACAUCACCGACACCUGCGGACCUACACGAAAUGAAGGGUAAAUAAUUAACGCUGUGAUGAGGCACCUGAGGAAGCAAACGUGCCCAAAACCUUGGACUGUGUCUCCUGCAGCACCACAGCAGGCAUCGGCACCGCCAUCCUCAGAACACGAUAUUCUGAUUCAAGCGGACGAAGCGCAGGAUUUACAAAGAGGAACCACGUGGGGGCUUUUUGCCACCAAAGACGAGGACCUUCACGAAACAUUCCACAGAAGCACCCGGCGAUCGGACGACAUUUUGGAACACAAGCACUUUUCUUUUUCCUUGGCGUCGGAGGUCGUUUACAUGACGCAGCCUUUGCGUUUCGAGACACUCGUCAAUCAUUAUUUUUUCAGCCUUUGUUUAGAUUUUUUUUCCUACACAUGCUAGAUGGCCAUACAUGUCUAACUGGAUUGUACUGUACGCAUCAUGUACAAAGAUAAAUGUAACGCAUCUAUCGACGAAUAUCAUUUACGGACACAAAGACUAAAAAUAGUGUACAGAGCAGCAAGCAGCUUGGACUACAAACUGCCCACACGGUGGAGGGAAAACACACACUCAAACACACACACACACACACACAGAUGAAGGAGUAAUGCCAUGGAAGACAAACAGACCUAUCUACACAAGUGUGUGUGUGUUCAUACGAGUGUGUGUGCAGAUGAAAUCUUGCCUGUGGAGUUUCUGUACGGAGAGCAUGAAGCAGGCCUGGUUAUUAAACAGGGUUUUUAUUCAUUUUGGUCUCUGGUGACGGGACCAAAGGACUGUUAAAAACAGACCAGAGGGGACCUAACGGUGUGUGUGUGUGUGUGUGUGCGUGCGUGCGUGUGUGUGUGUGUGUUCAUAUGUGUGAAUAGAGGGAAGUGCCAAGAACAACGUGGGAGAGAGAGGAAAGAGAGAGCGGGAGUGUGCGUACAUGUCUUUAUUUGUUUGGCAGUUUCGUGCAUGUGUCCUCACUACAUGUGCACAUUUGGACUCGCACAUAUUUGUGUUUGUGUGUGUGUGUGUGUGUGUGUGUGCGUGUGCAUCACCCCCCCAGCAUAAGAAGCCCCCCCCCCGCCUACACAUUACAGAAUCAUAAAGAUUCUGGAACCCAAAGGGAUUCUGGAACCAGUAGGAUUAUGGAUUCAAGAGGACGUUGGGAACCAGUGGAUUAUAGAGGCAAAAGGACUCCGGAACCCGGCGGAUGCUGGAAUGACGGGCGGAGUCUGGAAUCCUGGAACGAGGGAGCCUCCUGACACCAGAGCCCCGCCAGGCCAUCACAGCCCCGGACGGAGACUCUGAGACUGUCUGCAGUGACGCUUCGGGGCCCGAGUGCUUUGUUUUUCCCUCCUCCGUGCACGUUUUCACACUCUGUCUCUUUUGUCUCAGAGGGGAGGUGGCGGCCCGCGUCACCCUCCUCCACUCGUUCCUCUCCUCCUCCUUUCAUCGCUGCCGGAGCACACACUCCAUCUGUCUCUCUGCAUACGGCAUCAUCCCUCUUUCUCUCUCCUGCAACCUCCCUUCGAGCACAUACAGUAGCACACUCUCUCUUUCUUCCUCUGGAUACCGCAGCCUCUCUCCGUUUUCGCACGUAGCAUCGCCUCUUCACCCCCUUUCCCACGUUCUCUUCCUUCCCUCUUUUCACCUUCUCUCCAUCCUCUCCUCCCUUCCUCCGCCUCUCUUUUCUCUCUCCUCCUCCUCUCCACCUCUCUGCAUUCAGUCUAUGCAUCUGAGCUCGGCAGACGACACGACACCGGAUGAAUGUCAAUGAAUGACUGUUAAGAAAAUAGAUGCUGUGCUUUGUUUGAGACUGCAAAAAAACAAAAACAUCUUUCUUUCUAUCAAACGCUUAUCUUCUGCCUUCUCCAGUUCUUGCUCUCUGAGUUUUUAUACUUUUUCUUUAUCUUCCUUUUGAGUUUCCAUGCAACAUGGAAUUAACAUGGAGGAAUGAAUGAAUGGAUCUGUGCACAAACACGGAAACAGGCAGGGUUUGAAUGUGUUUCCGCAUAAAGGACUUUCGCCUUUUGGACUGUGAACGAAACACCUUGUGGUCCUUGACCCCUGACCGGCCCUCAGUUCUGGAUCCCUCUGUGGACGGUCUGAGGAUUUCUGGAUUAGCAGUGGUUCAGCUCUACCACCUGACUUAUCCUCUGCAUGGAUGGACCGUGUGGCGGGAGGAAGGAACCUUUCAUCUCUUGACUCCCUGUCUGCAAACUAUCCCUCGGUGCUAUUGAGUCAGAGCUCCCCCUGGUGGACGCAAAAGAAGGAACCACACAUAACAACAGGAGAGUUAACAAAGAAACUCCUUCACACACAUCUCUCUUCCCCACAACAGUCCUUCAGGUAUUCCAUCAUCCUGAGAAAAAAGAUGAAGAUUUUAAAAAUGCAUAAAUUAUCACCAUUUAUGAUGACUAGUCAAGUGACGCUUGUUUUAAAUAUUUAGUGAAUGAAAAAAGAUAAACCUAUAAAACUCUGUGUUUGUUUGCCUUGUAUACUGAAUUAUGGGCGUGUUGCUGCAGCGCCUGCUGUGUUUGUUUUAUUUUGUUUUAUUAUUUUUUUUAAUUUCAGCUGCCUUGGUUGUGCACACACAAACACAACCUUUUGCAAAAUUUGGCCAAAAACAACAGUACAGGUGUCAAAGAGAGCAUUCAUGUUCAAUCUGACCUGUAAAGAAAAGUUUGGAAAUCUGGUUUUACCAGUGAUGCGUGCCUCAAGUGACUCUUAUUAAACAAAUAUUAGCCCAAAUCUGCAUUCAUGCACAGGUCUGCAGAGUAUAACGGUGUUUAGUUUAGAGCUGUGUCCCUCAGAGUGAAAAAAGCUACAACAAUGAGCUGAACUAAACCCACAGGAUGGGUUCAAAACAGGGAGGGAAGAGAGAGAUGCGAAUCUGGUGUCAGGAGAGCAAGCACAUGAUGUUUCUGCACGCUUGUUGUUAAAAAGUCAUUUGCGGUGUGUUGACGCGUGCAUCUAAGAACGGGGGCGUUAAAGGCGAGGCCGCAGGGCCGGGAAGAAUGUGUCGCUUCCAGGAUCAGGAUCAACAAACCACAGUGUUGUUUGUUCCUUGAGCAAACAGAAGUUUAUCUUCAACGUGGCACGUUUGCUUCGACAGGCUUUAACAGGGAAGUGAGAGGAGGUGCAAUCACACAGAGAAACAUAUGAGGAUGAUAUGAGGAUAUAAUCAUUUAAUAUCGAGAAGAACAUGUCUCUUUUUUUGCAGUUUUUGCACAUAUUUCUAGAGGAGGGUUGCACCCGAGGUAGAACUCAUCUCAUUGGUUGGAUUAAUCAUCAAUGGGGCGGAGCCAAAGACCCCGCUGGGACAUUACUGCCAACCGUGUGCCAUACUUUUGCUACUUUUUACUUCUACUAACAACAAACUUAGUGACAAUGGGAACAAUUGGCUGUCAGUGCAUUUGAUCGAAGCCUUAGCUCCUCCCAAACACAGCAUGAGAAACUCUCGACAGCUCCUCCCAUUGGACCUUCAACCAACCAAUGAGAAUAUUUCAGCCUCAGGAGCAGCUCUGCCUGCAGGAAAUGUCUGGGACUGCGACAUAUUAUAUUGAAAAUGGGGUUUUUCUGUGAAGUGUGAAAAGAGAGCUGACACUGAGAAAUAUAUUGAAUAUUUAAUCCAUUAUCUGUUCUUGAGGAGGACAAGUGGGGAAGGAGGAAGGAGGGGAAAUGAGGGUGUAGAGCAAAGGUUUGAUUCUGCUGAAUGCGGGGAUUACCGCCACAUAUUCCAUCACAUCUCGCUUCACCUCCUCUCUCCCCCCUCUCCUCAGCUGUCGUCUGACUCAGAGGAGUAAUCACUUUAAAAGCUUCUCCCUGUCUCCUCCUCCUCCUCCCCGCAAAGCGCCGAAAGGUGUGGGAAAGCACAGAGCGCCGCAAUCGGCCGUCGAUUAAUUUGGUUUGAUUUUACAGUCGGUCUCUGCAGGCGCGGAGCAGCCAAACCUGCGAACCUGUUGCUAAGCGACGUGAAAAGACAAGGCGUGUGGAAAAGUUGUGAGUGAAGUUGGAGACUUGGAGUUCAGGCGAGGAUAAUGUUCUCGUAAGGUGUAAAUGAGGCCAAAUGACUAAUUAGCAUAAACAAAUCGAACACAUCCUCAGACUUUAGAUUUAAAAGGCAAAGUCGACCACAAGGCAAAACCAAACUAUUAUUUUACCAAUUUGUAGAGAAAUCUGCCACCACUUCUGACCCGAGAACCGAAGCGUUCCCACCAAAUGUGUGUCAGGUUACAGCCGAGAACCAGGUUUCAGAUCAGGUCUGGGCCAUUUUCUUGCGUCCAUUCAGAUAGAAUUUAUCAUGUGUUGCGAGGGCGUUCAGUGGGAAGAGGGAAAAUGAGAGUAUAGCCAAUGCAUUUGUCUGGCAGGCAAACAUUUACUAAUGUAUGAGACACUAAACUUGGAUCUUUUGGCUGCAGCUCACUGUAACGCAGUGGUUCUCAUCUCAAAGCACCAAAACAUUCAAUUUACAACCCUCCAAUGUCAAUGAUCUGCUAACUGUAAUCCACAGUUUUUUGCAAUUUUCAGAUGUGAUUUGUGAUGAGCUGCAGCUCACCUCAGAAAAUAAAACUUCAGCGGUCGUGUUGGUCAAAUGUCCCUUUUGAAAUUCGCUAAAAAUGACAAGUUUGUUCUUAAGAUGAUUAACUUUUUAAUGCUUUUUGUACGAGAGGGUGAAAGAGGGUGGAAAAGAGGAGUAAUGGUUGCAGAUUUGGGCCAAAGAGUAUCUUGCAUUUGUUUUAGGAGCGCCAGGAGGGUGGGGUUGGCUUUGGAGAACGUCAUGCUGCCCCACCCUGCUGCCAACUCCAGGCUACAUAAAACAAACCCCCGAUUUUAACCCCAGUUCAGGGGCUGUACAGGCAGCUUAUAAAGACACAGAGAUGAUAAUUAGAGAGACAUAGAGACAGAGUGACAGACAGAGCUAUUGGAAUUAUUCUAUUUUUGUUAUUCCCCAUUGAAAAAAGACAUAUUUAAAGGAAUAUUCCGUGUAUGUAUUGAAUAACCUCUGUUCCCCCCCGCCCCAUCCAGUGGUGUGAUCUGUAGCUGCGAGGUGGCGUCACACACAAACGCUUCCCUCCGCAGCUAUGCAAUGCCAAUGUGAUGAAAUUAUUAUAUCAUUAUAAAUAAAUUAUUUUUCUUGC